Molecule: messenger RNA, 336 nt
Organism: Staurois parvus
Lineage: Eukaryota; Metazoa; Chordata; Amphibia; Anura; Ranidae
Source: the annotation of a GenBank genome assembly
UCACUGCGCAUGCGCGGCUCAGGGAGCACGCAGCACGGCGAUCAGCGCUGUGUCCAAUCACAGCUGAUCACAUGUAAACAGGGAAAUGCCGGUUAUCGGCAUUUCUCUCCUCUUAAACUGUCACGUUGAGAGCAUAUCAGUGCCUACCAGUGCACAUCAAUGCCACAUAGUGCCCAUCUGAGCUGCCUUUCAGUGUCAUCCAUCAGUGCCAGUCAGUGCCCCCUAUCAAUGCCAAUCAGUGCCACCUAUCAGUGCUGCCAAUCAGUGCCAUCUAUCAGUGCCAGUCAGUGCCGCCUAUCAGUGCCAGUCAGUGCUGCCUAUCAGUACGCAUCAGUG